AUGUCGGCGACGGCCUCUGGCAGGGUCAAAAGGAAGCAGUCUGGCAAUAAGUCCAAAACCCUCCCUUGCCCCCAUUGCCAGCGCCUCUUUGCACGCUUGGAACACCUUCAAAGACAUAUUCGCACCCACACCAAGGAGAAGCCCUUCAUCUGUGAGAUCUGCUCCAAGACCUUCGCGCGCAGCGACCUGCUUGUCCGCCAUGAGAGACUCGUCCAUCCGGGCGAGGAAGAUCAGCACACCACCAGAAAAUCCCAUAAACAUCAUGUGCAGAAGUUCAACGAGACUGCGCAUGUGGCUCAGCCGCAGCCAGCUCAUCAGCCCUCGUCCGAUCCCAUGGACAUCACCUCGCAGCAAAGUCAACCGCUCAUGUCGCCUCAAGCUCCCCACGAAGGGAGAGGCAUGAUGGACAUGCUGGACCCGCAGCUCAUGCAGCCCACCAACGGUAUCUCAUCACAACAACCUCCUGUCAUGGGCGCACCUUCUCUCGACCCUUCAUGGGGCUAUGACCUCAAUUUGCUCUCUCACGCUGCUAGCCACGUCGCUUCAAGUGGGCAAGAUCAUUAUAUGUCUAACCUGCCACAAGUCUCCCAUGAACAGCUGCAUGAGCCUCUACAGCAGAUCCUGCCCGCCGUGUCAGAAGCACAGUACCAGCCUCGAAUGCUUACAGAAGGCUACGGCCAUCCAACGCCCAUGUUUGAGCCUCCUGACCUGGGUGACCCCAUGCAGGACUUCACUGUCUUCCUUGAUAGUGUAGGACUUUCUUCCGAAUGGUAUGCCACUAUGUUUGGAAAUGAUCAGGUGGAAUCUUAUCAGUCGCCAGAGCUAAGAGGCGACCACCUCAACAUUUCCCGACCUCAUUUGAACGGUGAGCAUUCUACCGAUUCCAAACUCGGUGUUCCCCAGGAUGAAACAGGCACCUUUUCGCGAUUUGGCUCCAGACUACCCUCCCUCCAGCCAGAGUUUAAAGAUCCUGACAUCAAAGGACCAGAAUCUCGAAGUGUUGCCGUCGAAGAACUCGAAGCUGCCAAGGUCAGAACAAACUGGGACGUCUCAGAUUCCGAUCGACAAAUCUUCGCCUCCAAGCUGGGGGCCUUUGAUAAUGUCAUGCCGAAAGGCUUUAUUCCGCCCUCAAGACAUUCGCUUUCUAGGUACUUGGCUGGCUACGUCAACGGCUUCCACGAGCAUCUGCCUUUUAUUCAUGUGCCCACUUUGCAGGUUGCCGGUAGUGCACCAGAGUUGAUACUGGCCUUGGCUGCGGUUGGCGCACAGUAUCGCUUUGAAAACAGUCGUGGAAUUGAGUUAUUCUACGCUGCUAAAGCUGUGGUGAUGGAACAAAUUCGACGUCGUGACGAGCUAGCGCUUCCUCACUCAUGGAACAGGCCACGAACAGGAUCCCUCGCUCAGUCCCCUCCAGGAGGCGGCUUUGCCCCCCCGAGUCAUUCUAGUAGCCCAUUCCAGUACAUCUCACCCGAAGAUGCAAUUCCCUCGGACAGUAAGGAGCAAAUGGACUCGAUCCAGGCCCUCCUCCUCCUAAGUGCUUUCGCCACGUGGGAACGGCACACUGAGCUGUUGCGUGAAGCCUUAGCAUUCCAGAGCAUUCUUGCCCGACUUGUUCGCGAAUCAGGCCUUAUUUCCCCUGAGGUAACGCAGUCUCCAGAAGAUUCGACCUGGGAGGAAUGGAUCAGGAGUGAAGGGGAAAAGCGGACCAAGCUGAUUGUCUACUGUUUCUUCAACCUCCAUUCAAUCACCUGGAAUAUCCCCCCCCUCAUUCUGAACUCCGAGAUAAAACUCAACCUUCCUGACCCGGCCAAUGAAUGGAAGGCUACGACGGCAGAACAAUGGAAGAAAUUGCAUCUAGCCAAUUCCUCACCGUCAAUACCUUUCCAGGUUGCAUUUUCUCGACUCUUCACGAAACAAAGUCAAGCAUCCCCAACCCCGAUCUCACCGCUUGGCAACUAUGUCCUGAUUCAUGCUUUGAUCCAACAAAUCUUCUUCGCACGACAGCUGUCGUUGGCUUGGCCAGGGGUUGCAGGAUCUAGCUUGAGGAUCGAGGAUAUCUCUGUGCUUGACCGCGGCCUUAGCUCAUGGAAGACGGGCUGGAGACGAACACCAGAAUCAAGUCUGGAUCCUCAAAAUCCCAACGGACCGGUUGCCUUCACGUCAACAGCCCUAUUAGGACUAGCGUACAUUCGACUGCAUGUCGACAUGGGUCCAUUGCGGCACCUCGAGACCAGGGACGCGACACAGAUCGCCGCGGCGCUCCUCAAUACCCCGGACAUACGCCGCGACCCUCGUCUCACACCUGCGCUUCUCCAUUCGGCACAUGCUUUGUCCAUACCAGUUCGCCUUGGGAUUGAUUUCGUCGCCCGCACCCAGACAUUCUUCUGGUCCAUACAACAUUCUCUCUGUAGUCUCGAGUGCGCAUUCCUCCUAUCCAAAUGGCUAGUCAUACUAUCGCGAUUGGAAAGGGAAGGUGGUGCUCCAGUCACGGAGCACGAGCGCAAGCUUCUGCUCUGGGUACGCAGCCUAUUGGAUGAAACAGAAAUGACAAUCCCCUUGGAUGGCGAUGCAAACGAUCACACUCUACUACAUGAAUCACGAGAGCUACUGCAAGAUACCAGAAAGAUGAAAGCCUUGUCAGUCGCAGUGGUCCGAGUGUGGAGCAAAACUUUCAAAGGCAACACUAGCUGGGCAAUUGUCGAUAUGAUUGGCAGUGCGUUGGAGAUGUAUGCCGACAUGCUAGAACAAGAGCUCUUUGAACAAUAA
Exophiala aquamarina CBS 119918 is the source of this 2766-nucleotide messenger RNA. RefSeq lists its product as uncharacterized. The record is from RefSeq and is a predicted model, not a curated record. Gene Ontology annotation, biological process: regulation of transcription by RNA polymerase II; DNA-templated transcription. Lineage: Eukaryota; Fungi; Ascomycota; Eurotiomycetes; Chaetothyriales; Herpotrichiellaceae. Gene Ontology annotation, cellular component: chromatin. The coding region runs from base 1 to 2766 and encodes 921 amino acids. Gene Ontology annotation, molecular function: RNA polymerase II cis-regulatory region sequence-specific DNA binding; zinc ion binding; DNA-binding transcription factor activity, RNA polymerase II-specific. The transcript is spliced from 2 exons.